AAGAUAUUUAUUUCUACACUACUUAUCCGGUUAUAUAUAAAGCGUGGAAGAUAGUUAAGUUGGGCAAUUUUUCGUUUCUACAUCUCCUGUCGGUUAGACUCCGUUUGCUGCUCUCGCUACAAGAAUGAGUGGCGGGUGUUUUUCCAAUUUCAUUUCUCAUUUCACUCUCCCCAAGGCUCUCAGCGAGAAGAUAGAUCUAAUGUCUCUCAGGCGUUGCAGCUCACCUCCUCCACCCCACCGGAUCUGGAUGGAACUCCCCGCCCCUAUCGCUGCCUCAGUUCCACCGAUCAUCUCUUGCUACAGUCAGACGGUCUCAGCUUACCCGGAAUCGACAUCAGACUCCGUUCAUCGGAAAACACCGCGCUACUCAUCCGGAACCGCUUUUGCUCAUCCGAAACAACCACCGCUCGCCGCCCAUCCGAAAUACGGGAACAUUCCAACGGGACGGAGGGAGUAUAUCUUUUACAUGGUUUUAUCUGAAGAGUGAAGAAUGCUCUGUUUUUCUGCAUUAUCUAUAUGACUGCAUAGUUCUUAGAUACUCCCUCCUUUCCAUUGUGUGUGUGUCUUGUUUUGGUUUGACACAAUUAUUUAUAAAGCCGUUGAAAAGUAAAAGUCGUGGUUGAGGUUUGAGUAUAAUAAAGUAAAAUGAUAUGAGCCACAUACUUGGCAAAAAAUAGAAAACGUGAUUUAUUUUGGGACAGUCCAAAAGGGAACGUAAGACCCAUAAAAGAUGGAGGUAAUAUCUAUUCUAACAUGAAUAAUAGCUUUCAAUGGCAUUAGUGUAUUACUGGUGCUUGGGCAUAGUCAUUGUUAUCUUGUUAUUCUUUCAGUACAACAAAUUAUUGUUUUUGUUGGUUGAUUGGUUUUACACAUUUAUUCUUGUUUUUUGCAGUUUCAGUACUGGCAAGGAACUAGACAAGCUUGGGAUGAGAGGAAGUGAUAUGUAUGUGUGUUUUGCCUCAACGAAUGCAAAUAGAACUACAUUUGCAGCUUCAUGGAUUAGUGAGGAGAUUUUGAGAUCUUGGCCACUCCUUCGCUUCCUCUGCAUACAAUGUUGAUUUGGAAGACAAAGAGGAGGAUGAAAGGAUCUAGAAGUGUACAGCUUAUGCUCUUUUAGAGUAUAGUGAGAUGAAGGGAGGGAAAUUCCAGCAGCAGCAACCUCAACUUUUGAGGAUAGUGAAGGCUGUUCAGAACCCAGCAGAGCACCGUGCCCAUCGCAUAGCAUUUGAGGUUAUGGGUAACAUACCUCGUCAGACCGGUACCUACUUUGCUAAUGUGACUUUUGUUGCUCAAGAGGAAAGCGAUCUAAUAGGGGUACUGGACAUACGGACAAAAGGUCUAGAAAUCAUAAGUUGAUAUAUUUACAUUUAUCUUGUGCGUUUUUACUUAAAACUAGCAUAGUGGUUUCCCUUUUAAGUAUCAGCUGUUGAACACAGCUUUAUAAUCUAAAACUUUAUUUGUUGAGAGAACUCAUUUGAAGAUGCCCAGUCCCCCCAAAUGCAGAUGAAUUUGACCUGAGGUCAACUACCACUUCUUUUCUCUUUUCUAAUGGAAGGUGCUUGAUGAUAUUUUGUUAUGCUCUUAAUUUUCCGUAUAUCCAAACUUUUACAGUACUACACUUACAUCACAUAUCAACUGCCACCAUCAUUCCUGGCCUUCAAUUAUAUGUUAACUUAGGUAAUUCGUUCACUUGAAUGAUUAACUUCAAUUUAUUUUGUUUUUAGUUUUUUCC
Messenger RNA from Cuscuta europaea, 1732 nucleotides. Lineage: Eukaryota; Viridiplantae; Streptophyta; Magnoliopsida; Solanales; Convolvulaceae. The record is from the annotation of a GenBank genome assembly.